AUGUCCCGCAGGAAAUCGAAAAAGCGCAAGAGCACCAAUACAAUGGUAAAGCAUAAAGGAGUCCCAAUUGAGAAAGAAAGUUCACCGUCGACCCGAGACCGGCCUUAUAUCACACGCAGCGUAUCUCAUCGUCUCUCUCAACCGAAAAGAGACAAGCGAACCUCGACGCUCUGUGUGCUUAAAGGAGACGAGAUCCUGAGCUUUCCAGUUAACGAAGAUCGCAUGAACAGAAUAUGUCCUCCGUGGCGCCAAUUCGAACUUCUGGGCGGACGCAAAAGGAUGGCCGACACCAAUGGCAUGGACUUCAGGAAUGAGAGGGCUAAGGACGCUCUCCGAAUAGUCUUGGAAAUUGUCCAUGGCAAAGAAGUGGUGGACUAUGAAAAUUCCAGCCCUCGCCUUCUAUUCUACAUACUCGAAGUUCAUGCCUGGUUGGGACAUCCGAAAGCCACUUACAGCAGUGGUAUGGAUCCAAAAAUGGUUGGAACUCAAGGAGCGCAAUUCUCUCCUUUUUUUCACAAGGACGCCAUCUCAGGGUGUAUCUUUGACAUGGCAAAAAAGGCUACGUACUUGUACCGGGUGAAAGACUGGCUGCUUCUGGCUCUCGUCGCCGAAAAGCUAAGACUUCACGACGUUAUGCAAUUGGUCCUCGACAACUUAUGCCUUUUCUGCAGAGCUGGUAAGAGGGAGUUGCCCGAAGAGGCAAGGGAUUGCAUCAAGGAUAAGGAUUGGGCCAGGAUACAGGACCUCAGACUUAUUGACAAGAACUUGCUGAACAAGCGUGAGUUUUAUGUCGACAAAAUCUUCAAGGGGCUACGUCUUCUUUCCCACCAAGUCCUCUAUUUUGAUGGAGGCAUUCUUCCCAACGAAAAGAUCUUCAAUACCUAUCAAGACUAUAAAGUUGCAGCAUGUUCGUACUGUAGAUCGCUUUCGUCUGACGAAUUUCAUCGGGAACUCAUUUCAGCGCAUCUAUGGCCGCUGUGCGCUGAGACUUACAGAGAGCGCGUCAUCGAUCUACUUCACGUAAUCAGGGAUAUGGAAGAAAGGACUCUUGUUGGAAGAAAUUGCAACCAGUUAACCCAUCUUUACGAUCACCUACGACGGAUGUGUACCGAGUCGGAGCGUUAG
This is a messenger RNA of Fusarium oxysporum Fo47, 1125 nucleotides long. RefSeq lists its product as uncharacterized. Lineage: Eukaryota; Fungi; Ascomycota; Sordariomycetes; Hypocreales; Nectriaceae. The record is from RefSeq and is a predicted model, not a curated record. The transcript has 2 exons. Bases 1 to 1125 code for a protein of 374 amino acids.